Molecule: messenger RNA, 1732 nt
Organism: Setaria italica (foxtail millet)
Lineage: Eukaryota; Viridiplantae; Streptophyta; Magnoliopsida; Poales; Poaceae
Product: monodehydroascorbate reductase
Exons: 8
Coding region: 167-1477 (436 amino acids)
Cellular component (GO): cytoplasm
Molecular function (GO): oxidoreductase activity, acting on NAD(P)H; flavin adenine dinucleotide binding
Source: RefSeq, a predicted model, not a curated record
UGCUGUAUAAAAAGUGAGCGAACACGCGCAGUUUCCGUCUCCUUUGUCUCCUCUUCCUCCUCAGCUCCCUCUCGACGCGAGCCCAGCAAGAACUCCACCAUCCAUCCGUCGCCCUGCCUCCGUCUCCGUCUCCGUCCGGCGGGAUCGCGAUCGUUGACGUAUUGACAUGGCGGCGGAGGCGAGGCACUUCAAGUACGUCGUCCUCGGCGGCGGCGUCGCGGCGGGGUACGCGGCCAGGGAGUUCGCCAAGCAGGGGGUCAACCCCGGCGAGCUCGCCAUCAUCUCCAAGGAACCGGUGGCACCGUAUGAGCGCCCUGCACUCAGCAAGGGAUACCUCUUCCCUCAGAAUGCCGCAAGACUGCCUGGGUUCCACACGUGUGUGGGGAGCGGUGGAGAGAGGCUGCUUCCUGAAUGGUACUCAGAGAAAGGCAUUGAGCUGAUCCUGAGCACUGAGAUUGUGAAGGUUGACCUUGCCUCGAAGACUCUGACCAGUGCAGCUGGGGCAACCUUCACAUAUGAGAUCUUGCUCAUUGCUACUGGCUCCUCGGUCAUAAAGCUCACAGACUUUGGUGUUCAAGGAGCAGAAUCCAACAACAUAUUGUAUCUAAGGGAUAUUGCCGAUGCUGAGAAAUUGGUGGCUGCUAUGCAAGCAAAGAAGGAUGGAAAGGCUGUGAUUGUUGGAGGUGGUUACAUAGGGCUUGAGCUUAGUGCAGCCUUGAAAAUCAACAACUUUGAUGUCACUAUGGUGUACCCUGAACCCUGGUGCAUGCCCCGUCUCUUCACCUCUGGCAUUGCUCAUUUCUAUGAGGGCUACUAUGCUAACAAAGGAAUCAAGAUUGUGAAGGGUACAGUUGCUGUUGGUUUCGAUGCUGAUGCCAAUGGAGAUGUCACUGCAGUGAAGUUGAAGGAUGGAAGAGUACUGGAAGCUGACAUCGUUAUUGUUGGCGUUGGCGGCAGGCCAUUGACGGCUCUCUUCAAAGGCCAAGUUGCCGACGAGAAAGGUGGACUCAAGACCGAUGCAUUCUUCGAGACAAGCGUUCCCGGAGUAUACGCCAUUGGCGACGUGGCCACCUUCCCCCUGAAGCUCUACAACGAGCAGCGUCGAGUGGAGCAUGUCGACCACGCCCGGAAGUCCGCCGAGCAGGCCGUCCGGGCGAUCAAGGCGAAGGAGUCCGGCGAGUCGGUGCCCGAGUACGACUACCUGCCCUACUUCUACUCCCGGUCGUUCGACGUGGCGUGGCAGUUCUACGGCGACAACGUCGGCGACGACGUGCUGUUCGGCGACAACGACCCGGCCUCGGCCAAGCCCAAGUUCGGGAGCUACUGGGUCAAGGACGGCAAGGUCGUCGGCGUGUUCCUCGAGGGUGGGUCAGCCGAGGAGAACCAGGCCAUCGCCAGGGUCGCCAGGGCCCAGCCGGCGGUGGCUGACGUCGAGGCGCUCAAGCAGGAGGGGCUCGAGUUCGCUGCCAAAGUCUGAAGCAAUUCGACAGAUGUUAACAAAGAAGCGUGCCAAUUUGAGCUUAUUUCUUGGCAAUUCUACUUUGGACUUUUCAGAUCGCUUUGAUGCUUCAUAGUAGUUCAAAUAGUUCUGUUAGUGUGAUUGUGAUGUCGAGAGUAGAACCACCGUGUUAUGACCCGAAUAAUAUAGAUGUGAUUUGUAGCAUCUAUGUGCAUAGUCUAUCGAUCGGGUUGUGUUUUGGUGAAUAUCUUAUUCUUAUCGCCAUCUUUCCAA